CUUCUUUGUCAUAUUUUUGUUAAUUUUUAUUUUAUUUUUAUUUCUAACCCACAAAAUAUAAUUUAUAUUUGUAUUUUCAUCUAAACACUUUCUUAUUUCACUGUACACCGUAGUCAAGUGUUUAUUUUCUAUUUCAUUCACCCAUACCAAUAAACAAACAAUACUAUUUAUACCCACUUGUAAUGUUAUUGUUUUAAUUGUAUUCUAAUUUUUCUUGAAUUGGUAAUUUCAUAAAAUGGGAAAGAAGAACGAAUUUAAAAAGUCUGAACUGAUCCAGAUGUUAAACUCCUCAUCAACACUAAGAGAAAAAAACAAAGCGGUAAAAUUGCUGAAAAAAUUUGACCCUAAUCCCAGAAAACACUUGGAUUCAUCAUUUCAACCAAAUCAAGCAACUGUUACCAAAUACUCAUCACUCCAAUCGUUCAUGUGCUGGAGGUGUGAUAAGAUAAAGCAGACAAUGACAAAGGUCAAAUGGGAAACUAAAGAAGGAUUGAAGAUAAUCUGUACGACGUGCUACACAAACUUGGCGACGUAUUUGGAAGUGGCCAGAGUUCGCAAUUUAAACAUCAAUUUCAGGUCAUAAAAAUUCCAAUUUGCCGAUUUUUACCAAAUUACUUUUUUUAAAUUUUUUGUCAUUCAUUUACCUUCCAACUAUUACACUGGGGUUAAAAAUUCUUCAUAACAUCAUUUUUUAAAAACAGUAUAUAU
Theileria parva strain Muguga is the source of this 708-nucleotide messenger RNA. RefSeq lists its product as uncharacterized. The transcript is spliced from 3 exons. Lineage: Eukaryota; Apicomplexa; Aconoidasida; Piroplasmida; Theileriidae. The coding region runs from base 236 to 583 and encodes 115 amino acids. The record is from RefSeq and is a predicted model, not a curated record.